GACCUGUGAACGUGAAAGGCUGAUGCCUGAACGAUGGUGUUGGAGUGGAACUGUGGAAGUUUUUUUAAAUAAAUAUUUGAUUAGUGGAGGGAUGUAAAUUGUUGUCGGUGUUGUCAUAUUAAAAUAAAGUCCCCGUGACUGCCAAGUACUAUGACAUAUGUCAAAAUACCUUUGGAACAUUUUUGAAGUAUCUGCCUGAUUGGUAAGUGAAGAUGGAUAAGGUUAACACGAAAACGCAUGAAUCCGGUGUUAUGUUUUUGAACGGGGACUCGGUGAUUUUCGAAAACGGGCCGAAUUACGGCAACGAUAUUAUCCAACAAGCUCUGAACAACAUCAGCCCAAUUUCUGAGAAAAGCUAUUUGACAGAUUUCAUCGAAAACGAUGGUCUCUUCCUUAAAAAGUCUAAAAGCUCCUGUCCCGAGGAGACGUCGAAUCUGAUCAAUUUGAGUUUUCAAGAAGGUUCGGAUCUCGGCAUGGGUCUGACUCUGGAAGAUCAUAAAAUUAGCCAAGCCGAUUCUCCAAAUCAGACGUUCAACGCCCAAGAUGGAGAUUUCAACAAUCUUUUCGUGUCGCCCGUAACCGGCAAAGAUCACAAGUUCACCUGCAUACCGAACAUCAUCGACGGCAAGCUCACAUACCAGAUUCAAAUACCGGAACUGACUCCACCGACGGUGAAACAAUCCGAACCCACUGCUCCGGUUCUCACGUUGUUCACUUCUACUGACAAUCCGGAAGGGUAUCGGUUGACCAAUCAGGAAGCCGGCAAUCUUCAGAAAGGAGCCAACGGUUCAAUACUCAAGCUCGCAAAAAACACUCCUAAAUUUAAACUCGCCGAUAAUCAAAAGGUUGUCCUUGUCUCGCCGCAAAAUCCUGUCCAAAUUGCACAAAAGAAACAGGCCAAGCCGAUUUUUACGACUAUCGCUUCUAAUAAUGAUUCUUUGCUCAGCACUAUAAAUGCGCCGAUAAGUCUUUUGAAUGCGACCUCGUCUAACAAGAAUGGCAUAUUUGUCAUCAAGCAAACUCCCAAUACGGUACCUAACAUAGCGCAAGGUUUCAAAAUUGGCAAUAACGUGUUAAAGAAUAUCGUUGUAAACAGUCCAAAAAAUAUCACACUCGGAACGACAAACAACACUGUACAAAAUGGCAUAAUCUUGAGCAAUGGAAACGUCAUCAAUAAUGGUAUCAUAUUAAAGAACAGAUGUGCUGUCGUAAGUUCUGACAAGAAUAUUGGCAAUAAAAAUGGACAAUCGUCGAGUGAUAAUACAGACAUCCUACUAGCUAAGAGUGAUAAACCGUUGAUUAAGAAUCAGUCUUUCAUCAUUAAAGACGCAGGGUUAUUGAACAGCAUGGCCUUGAAUACAGGGAAACCAAACUGUGAUAAUGGUAUUAUAUUGAAAUGUAAUAGUAAACAAAUUAAUUUAGGGCUGACCCCGCAGAAGAUAAAAGUAGUGAAUAGUAAUGGUAUUACAAAGUUGGCUCAGAUUGUACCAAAUACGGCUAAUAAUAAAAAGAAAUCUCCAGUUAAACCUAUCACUCCAUCUGUCGAUAAACAAACAAAAACUACAGGGUCUGUAGAUAAAAGUUCACCUAAAAAACCAUCAACAAAACCGUUGUUUGUCAUGACGACUAAAAAACAGGAGUCAGUUUUAAUACAACCUCAGAGCACACAACAUGAAAAUCAGAACACCAAUCCUAAUACAGAGAGUCCAUCAUCACUGGCUGCACUGGCUGAAAAAAUUGUUCCUAUUACAAAGAAUCCUAUAGGAAAGCUCACGGAUUCUCAGUUAAAGAGAAUUGCUGCAGUACUAGGACAGAAUAAAUCUUCAUCUUCUGCACUUGUUGAUAACGGAGACAAUUCAAAAAUAUUGUGCAGAAUACUUUAUCCAGAGGAUUUCAAACCUGGAUCGGAGAAGAAAGUUAUGCUAAAAUCAAAGAAGAAAUUUUUGGCUAAAAAGAAACGAUCUAACACAGAAAAAGUGACUGAUGAUAAAAAUGAACAAUCAUCCCCAGAAAUUGUCAAAACUAGAAGAACUAGAUCUGGGCGAUUAGCGAGGCCGCCUGUUCAUAUAACAAAGCUUUACAGAAAAUCAAAUGGUAAUAGUUGCCAACCAGAAGAGAAUGACGAGAACACACCUGCUCCCAUUCUUCUUCCUGGUCUACCGAGCGAGAAGCGACAAGUCACCAUUUCUCAACAUUUCCGAUGUAGAACAUGUAAUAAAUUGUAUUUGAACAGGGCCAAUAGAGCAAAUCACUUGAAAAAGUAUCCGGACCACUUUCUUGACUGUGAUAUCAUUUCGACAAACUCGACAGCAAAGAAAAACGCUUCACAGAAAAGGUCGCCUUUGCAUUUAAAACAGUUGAUUGAAAAGUAUAACGAGAAAGAAAUUGUUGGCGCAACUGGAAGUAUAGUCGCUAAAAAUAUAAGUCUUUGGGAUUUUAUCUUACUCCGUCUGGAAAACACGGAAAACAACGGGAAAAGCAAAGUGGCUUAUCUCUUGGAAGAAUUGGAAAAAGUAGUUCAAGAAGUGAGGACAGUCUCUCAUAAAAUUCUGAAUCAUUCUGAUGCAAGCGAACUUGUAGAAACAGUCCAAGUCAAGGAUGAUUUGAUGGGGUUGAUGUUGGGGCUUAAACCAGGCUUUUACGUUCCCAACGAUGAAGGAUUAACAACGACACAACCGGAAAAAAGGCCAUAUCCCGAUUCUGAGAAUGAAGAGAAAUUAAACCAUAAAAGAAUGAAACCGGAUAUUUUGAUGACUGAAGAUAUCAAUAGUGAUCCCGUUAAAGACUUAUCAGAUCCUGCUCUUCUCCAAGACAUUUACAUAAACCAAUCUGACUUGGAGAGUGUCGACCAAAUUGUCAAAGAACGACUCCAGUCUUUGGCCCCGGGCGAGGACAUAAUAGUGCCUGGAUUGGGUACCGACGACGACAUUAUGGAAGGUUUGUUAAAAUCUGUCGAACCGCUUUCAGAUUCAAUCUUGUUCCCGACCCCGGUGUCAGAGGCGACUGAAGAUUUGUACAAGACUCUCGAAAAUUUAGCCGAUGAAAUACAACCGACCACACAAUUAGAUUUUACCGAUCUAAGCAAUGAAUUCAAUAACUCAGGAACAAUAAUGAAACUAUAGCAGCUAUUUAAGACUCUUUUAAAUAAGGUAAAUGUAUAAUUUUAAACAAUUUAAAUAGUUACUUCUAUUUGUUAUACCAUUCACAAAUUGACAGUUUCAUAUUUAUUGACUGAAACCUAAUUUUUUUCAAAAAGACCAUUUAAAUUAGUUUGAAACGUAAAUUUCACACUAAUCUAAAUUUGAUUAAGUGAUAAGAAAGAGAAAUUUAGAACUUCCAUUUUUUUGCAAAUUCAUUUUGCUAAUAACUGUGAUAUAUGUAGAAUUUAAGUAAAAGUUAAAGCGACACACUCCUCUAUAUAUAUUUAUAGAGUCGUUUUAACUUCUUAAAAUUAUUUCAUAACUAGAUAAUGGAGAUUUAUGAACAAACACCAACGGGUUAUUUGAUAUAACGUAGAAAACUUUGGUACAAAGAGAAGGAUCAGAACAUAGCUGUUAUGGUUAAUAACGGAACCGUUUUUAUCCAUAUUACUCCAUCCUUAACGUAGUUAUGAACAUUAUUAAUUAUACUAUCGCAAUUAUAUAGUGAGAUAAUAAAAAAAGUCCCUUUAUUUGACAAGUGGGUUGACAUAAGAUUUUUUAAUAUCUUUUAAUGUUGCCGUUUAAACUUGUGAAGUGGUAAAAAAAUGACUAUACAAACUGUUUUAAUACAAAUUGUACAGAUCGUCUUUUUUAAAAAUAAAUGUUAACAGUAAUGUUAAAUACAGUAUUAUGAUUAUUGCUCCAACUUUAAUUUUAGAAUUUAUUCACAAGUUAGAAAAAAACAAAACAGCAAGAAUACUAUCUUAAAGACUAAAAAAACUACUAUUGCUCAUAUUGUAUUUAUUUAAGUGAAAUUCUUUUUGUUUUUUAUUCAUUCCAAUGAUAAUACCAAAGUAAUUAUUGAGAAAGUGCGGUUUAUUUAAUCUGUUUUUGUGUACCUGAAAUUCAGAACAUAUUUUAAUUCUGUUCUAUUUAAACUUUGUCUUAUAUUGUUUGCUGAUACCAAAGUUUCUGAUUUAUAUUUAGAAUUGAAAUUCAGGUUUGUUUUAUUUUAAAAUGUAUAAUAUUUGUAUUAUAUAUGUUAUACAAUGCCUACAGAAAAAAACGUUUUUAAUUAAUAAUUUUUUUUUUAAAUUUGUAAAUUUUAAAUAGAAUAUUCUUAUUUUUCAACAUAUCGAAUUGUAUGUAAUUUACUUGAGUAUGCAGUCAUGAUGUUUUCGGUGGCCUGAUGAUUAAGUGGAAAUUAAAUCAUUCCAGGAGAAGUUCUGUGGUGAUAAUGUAUUGUUUAAUAUUUUUAUUUAUUUUAUUAUCAGCAGGCAAUAUCAGUUGAACUUGUACCUGUGAAGUAGCAUUAGAAAAUAAUACGCAUUAAGACAAAUUGGCUGUAAUUAGUUGCUUUUUUUUCUUCAACGAGUGCAAUAAUUUUUUUGUCAUUAAUGUUGUAAAUUAUAACAGGAAAGUUAACAUUGUGCCUUCAAAGUAUGCCGAAUCUAAUUUUAUCAUUUAAGAAAAUGACAUUAAGAUAUUAUUUAAUUAAGAUAGAACAGUCUACCUUUAGCCUAAUAAACACACAUGACAUCUAUGCCAGUAUUGAGUAUAACAUUAGUACUUAAUGCCGUUGUGCCUUUCAAAACUAAGUCAUGUAAAUUGUGAUUCUGCUUUACUUUUAUUCCGUUAGGAGUUUGGCCAAGCUGCCAGAUCGAUUGUUUUCUUACAAUUAAAUAGGUGUAUAUUAAUUUAAUCUUAAGGAUGUUAUUAGAAAAUAUAUUUGAGGUUUUGUGAUUUUUUUUUAUUGAAGACUGUUAAAAGGUUCUUUAGUUUUCUGUAGUACCUAUUACAAAUUAACUGCCUAUACAUAAUUAAUUUGAUUAAUAUUCAAUUAUUAUUAAAUCUAGAUGAUAAAGUUGUUAAGUUGCAACAAUGUAAAUGUAUUGAGUGUGAUUAAAUUAAAUAUAUACAUGUAUCAAUUA
Cimex lectularius (bed bug) is the source of this 5071-nucleotide messenger RNA. RefSeq lists its product as uncharacterized. Bases 213 to 3122 code for a protein of 969 amino acids. The transcript is spliced from 9 exons. The record is from RefSeq and is a predicted model, not a curated record. NCBI's taxonomy places the organism in Eukaryota, Metazoa, Arthropoda, Insecta, Hemiptera, Cimicidae.